Molecule: messenger RNA, 819 nt
Organism: Suillus clintonianus
Lineage: Eukaryota; Fungi; Basidiomycota; Agaricomycetes; Boletales; Suillaceae
Exons: 3
Coding region: 131-418 (95 amino acids)
Source: RefSeq, a predicted model, not a curated record
GUCGCAAUUUAGGUUCGGUAUGUAUCUCGACAGUAACUCGAGUUCCGUGAAGUCACCAACUGAAACAGGUUGAGCUGCACGUGACAAGGAGGAAAAUUGAAGUCCAGUCCUUUUGAUUCAGAACAUCAAGAUGGGGCGGAACGCAAAGCUUCACAAACGCAUCAAAAAGAAGACACCUGUAUCAUCUGCACCACACCCUUCAUCCGCCGGAUCUCUCAGUACUGCCAGUGCACAUGCGGUAUCAUCGCACGUACAAGCUGCAAAGAAACGCGCAGAUCUCAAAUCAAAGUCAAAGCCAAAACCGUCAUCAAGCAAGGCCACAGGAGACCAUGUACUCGGAGGCGCGGACUAUGUGACAUUACUUAUGGGCGGCCGGAAGAAAGCUGCGGAGGAAGCUUUGAAGCUACCAAAAGAUUGAUCAGAAACCUACACGAGGUUAUGAGUCUAUUAUUGAUUAAGCCUCAUGCAAAUACCGAGACAGACGUAUUGCGGUCUCCGAACAGGAUUGUUUGCAUGACAGCUCUCUGCAUUCAUGGAGCACUUUCGGGAGAUGAUUCGGACCUAUCGGGUCGCUAUACCGUUCGUGGCCCAUCACGGGACGCCUACAUGUCGCUGUGAUGAGUAUCAUUUUAUUGUAUCAGUAUAUGAAUUUCAACGACAGAGGAUGCAAACUUAGACCGUAGUACGCAAAUCACACAUCACGAUUUACCACAAUGUUGCAUGUCUACGAUCCAAUGGAAGCCGAAUCACCAAUUCCAUGCUAAGGAUUCUCGGUUUCGAUCGACAGGGGAUACUCUCAGUACCUGAGUCCCAGGUUCC